This is a messenger RNA of Chroicocephalus ridibundus (black-headed gull), 1858 nucleotides long. It is a transcript of the gene VRK3, whose product is annotated as VRK serine/threonine kinase 3. The coding region runs from base 57 to 1508 and encodes 483 amino acids. NCBI's taxonomy places the organism in Eukaryota, Metazoa, Chordata, Aves, Charadriiformes, Laridae. Gene Ontology annotation, cellular component: nucleus; cytoplasm. The record is from RefSeq and is a predicted model, not a curated record. Gene Ontology annotation, molecular function: ATP binding; protein serine/threonine kinase activity. Gene Ontology annotation, biological process: peptidyl-serine phosphorylation; signal transduction. The transcript has 13 exons.
AGGGGGGGAGCGCGGGCGCACGCGCGGCAGGUGGCGGGGCGGCUCCCGGCGCGGCCAUGGCGGGCCGGGGGCGGCAGGGGCUGGCGGCGGCGGCGGAGCGGCCGCGGUGCGAGACGGCCGGCGCCUCCUCAAGGGGGAGCCGGUUCUGCCCGCAGUGCGGGCGUGGCGUGGAGCCCGUCUUCCGCUUCUGCCCGGCCUGCGGUGGUAGGCUGCCCCCGCCGCCGCGGGAGGAGGAGACCGAGCAGGCGGCGCCGGCUCCGCCGCGGCAGCAGGCCCGCAGCCCCGCCGCCCCCCCGCCGGGGCCCCCCGCCCGCGCCCCCGCCAGGCCCGGCGGCCGGUCGCCCCGCAAGGCGCGGUGUGUGCCGGCCGUGCCGCUGCCGGCCGAGGCGGUGCUGACGGACUGGGGCGGCCGGCAGUGGAGGCUGGUCCGGCUGCUGGAGCAGGGCGGCUGCGGGCUCAUGUACGAAGCACAGGCAGCAUCUGGAACAUGUCCUCAAAAGCAAAGCUACUCCCUCAAACUUGAUGUCAAAGAUGGGAAGAUCUACAACGAACAGAACUUCUUCCAGCGUGCUGCGAAGGCAGGCACAGUGGAGAAGUGGAAGAAGUGGCACUCUGUGCCGUUGCUGGGAAUCCCCAAUUGCCUUGGCUUUGGACUGCAUGCAGAUAGCUACAGGUUCUUGGUGUUCUCUGACUUAGGGCGAACUCUUCAGUCUGUCCUGAAUGAUGGCUUAUACCUGCUGAGGGAGAAGGCAGCUUUUCAGAUUGUAGUCCGGCUGUUAGACUGCCUGGAGUACAUUCAUGAAAAUGAGUAUGUGCACGGGGACGUCACAGCUGAGAACAUCUAUUUGAACCCAACAGACCUCACCCAGGUGACCCUAGCAGGCUAUUGCUUUGCGUUUCGUUACUGCCCUGGAGGGAAGCACGUGGCCCAGCGCGAAGGCAGCAGGACCCCUCACGAAGGCACUAUAGAGUUUAUCAGCCUGGACAGCCACAAGGGAGCAGGACCAUCUCGCCGGAGUGAUUUGGAAUCUCUGGGCUACUGUCUUCUGAAAUGGCUCUCUGGCUCCUUGCCUUGGUCUGAUGAGCUGGACAAAGUAGAAAGUGUGGUGGAGAAGAAGGAAAAGUACAAAGGGGAUGUGACAUGCCUUCUCCGAGUGUGCUUCAGGCAGAGACCCAUUCCAGCAAAACAAGGAGUGCUGUUGCCCAUUUUCUGUAUUCAUGAGCCUUGCUGGAGAGGCAAGUCUUCUGGUGGCUUUAAAAAUGCAACAUUUGGGGCAAGAGGUUAUUUCCCCAUCCUAUCUUUGAGCUUCAUAUUAGUCUCUGGGUUUGUUUUCCUCUGUGUGGAGCUGGCCAAGGCAGAUGCCCUGCAGAGCUACCUGCAGCAAGUCAUGGCACUGGAGUAUGAGGAGAAGCCUUGCUAUGAGGGCCUGCGGCAGCUCUUCAAGAAGCCACUGGAAAAGAUGAAAUCUUCAGCUUAUGACCCUGUGGAUAUCAAAAUGGUGCCCUAAACCAAGAAAACUUGCACAGGAAAAGAGCUCAAAGCUUUCUGCACUGUGAGGCCUUUCCCGCAGGUGUUUAACUUUUACUUACCUGUUUUAGAACUGAGAGAGAUUUUUAUAAGUGUUUUCUUCCCAUUUUAAUGCGACCUAAUGUUGAAUUUUGAGCCACUGCUGUAACAAGUUAAUGUGAAGACACUCCUGGAUGGCAAGCCAUUGUAAGCAGUACCUGGAGAACUGCACUGUAGCCACGGGGAGAAGAGUGAAGCCUGGCACAGGAAAACUGUCAGGGACUUUUAAAAUUUUUUUCCUUUAACUAGACUGGCAGUACAUAGUUUUGUAAUAAACUUUGUGGACAGGCA